Messenger RNA from Phytophthora infestans T30-4, 2390 nucleotides. RefSeq names its product cell division cycle 5-related protein, putative. Gene Ontology annotation, cellular component: Prp19 complex; spliceosomal complex. Gene Ontology annotation, biological process: mRNA splicing, via spliceosome. The record is from RefSeq and is a predicted model, not a curated record. The transcript has a single exon. Lineage: Eukaryota; Oomycota; Peronosporomycetes; Peronosporales; Peronosporaceae. The coding region runs from base 25 to 2310 and encodes 761 amino acids.
UGCACCCCCUCUUUUGCGGCAGCCAUGCGGAUCAUGAUCAAGGGCGGUGUGUGGAAGAACACGGAAGAUGAGAUCCUAAAGGCAGCUGUAAUGAAAUACGGUAUGAACCAGUGGGCGCGCGUGGCGUCGCUGUUAUCGCGAAAAUCAGCCAAGCAAUGCAAGGCCCGCUGGUACGAAUGGCUGGACCCAAGCAUCAAGAAGACUGAGUGGAGUCGCGAGGAGGAGGAAAAACUACUUCAUCUCGCUAAACUCAUGCCUUCGCAGUGGCGCACCAUUGCCCCCAUUGUGGGUCGUACAGCUGCGCAGUGCAUGGAGCACUAUGAGCGGCUACUCGAUGCAGCCCAGCAGAAGGAGGGCGUCGAAGUCAGUGAUGACCCGAGACGUCUCCGCCCUGGGGAGAUCGAUCCCAACCCGGAAAACAAACCGGCACGUCCCGAUCCAGUGGACAUGGACGAAGAUGAGAAGGAAAUGCUGUCCGAAGCCAGAGCUCGUCUGGCCAAUACCAAGGGCAAGAAAGCUAAGCGCAAGGCUCGUGAGAAGCAGCUAGAAGAGGCAAGACGUCUCGCUGUAUUGCAGAAGAAACGUGAAUUGAAGGCAGCUGGCAUCAUGUCGUCCAACCCGAGAGUAAGCACGAAGAAGCGCAAGUUCAUCGACUAUUCCAGUGAGAUUCCGUUCGAAAAGAGAGCCCCAGCUGGGUUUUAUGAUGUCUCCGAGGAAAACCGACUUUCUAGCAAGGGACUUGACCCCAAGCACGCAGCGCUGCAGCUGGACAAAUUUGAGGGCGUGCGUCGUGACGCCCAGGAGAAGAAGGAGCGCAAACAGGAUGCUAAGCGGCAGAGAUCGCUGAUGAAGGCCAAUCUACCGCAACUUAUCGCUGCGGUGAAUGAGAAAAACGACCCGAUCAAUGCGAUCAAGCGCACUCCGCUUGAGCUGCCUGCUCCUGUGGUUUCCAACGAUGAGUUAAGCGAUCUCGCGAAGCUGGGAUUACAUGCUACCCACGCUGCUGCCACCGAGACGCGUGCUCUCAUGGGUGACUAUAGUAUCACCCCACUGCGCUCUAUCACUGGAGGAGCGAAUACAACGCCUUUUAGUCGAGACGUGCACGAGAAUAUUAUUCAGGAAACGGCCAAUCUACUUGCCAUGCGAGACAGUACUACCCCUUUAUUGGGCGGUGAAAACGUGGAGCUCUAUGAAGGAACAGGUUACGUGGGAGCUACCCCAUCUAGGACACCAUCAUCUGCUGUGUCCAGUACAGUCAAUGACAAGACGCCGAUGUCUGCAGCGUGUACACCCCUGCGCGACGAGUUACGCAUUAACCCAGAGCAGCUUUACGGCACAGAGGCUGAGAAUGCUAAGGCGGAGAAGGCUCGGACAAAGCGCCAAGCUGCAAGCCUACGGAAGGGCUUUGAUAGUUUGCCUGCUCCUCAAAACGAAUAUGAGAUUAACGCUCCGGACAACGAAACGAAUGACGAGGAUCGUGCCACUGCUCUUCUCGAGGAGGACGCUGGUGAGCGAGAAGCUCGUAAGUAUCACGAGCGUGAGCUGGAACGUGGACGUGAGCUUAUGCGGAGAUCAGCUGCCGUGCAAAAAGGGCUCCCUCGCCCAUCGAAGGUAAAGAAAUUGCUGAUUCAUAACGAAAUUGACGAGGUUGCAGACGAAAUGUAUCGAAUGCUGGAACACGAUGUUGUUAAAUACCCCGUGGAUGAUGGCAAGGCGAAGAAUAGCAAGAAGCGCAAAAAAUCCUCCCGCUCAGUUGCAAUCCCGAACUUGCAACAGUUUUCUGAUAGCGACAUGGAGCGUGCUCGGCAAAUGGUGCAAGUCGAGGCUACUUUAUCUGGGGUGAACGACGUCUGGAAGUCCAAGGACGCCUUAUUUCUUGGUGCGAAAUGGGAGGAAGUCCAAGCGCGCCAUUUGAGCAAGGCUGAGAGUGAAGGAAAGAGCGGUGAUGUGUUUUUCCAGUUUGCUGAUUCUCAGGGGGACAAACUGUGUGCCGUGCAAGCUCGUUUUGCGGAGCUGAAGGAAGCAGAGCAAUUCCUUGCCAAGCGCGCCCACAAGCUGGACGAACGUGCUCGAGUCGUUAAUGGUGGGUUUUACCGCCGCUCACAGCAUGGCUUGGAGCUGUUGCGUGAUCACAUGAUGGAGCUUCAGAAUGCUGCAAUUGAACAGGCAUGCUUCAAGAAUCUGUCUAGUCUUGAGACGCAGGCGCUGCAGAGCCGCAUGGCACGCUCAGCGAACGAAGUGAACUCGCAGCAGCUUACUGAGGUGAAAUUGCAGAAACAUUAUGCGGCUCUGAUUCAAGAGCAGCAGUAAUGCUACCAACGUGAACUUUUAUCUACAUUGUACUUCGAAGAUACUACCUCCGUUCGGAAAAAGAUAACCAUUUGUUUUUU